This is a messenger RNA of Etheostoma spectabile (orangethroat darter), 1077 nucleotides long. RefSeq names its product histone-lysine N-methyltransferase, H3 lysine-36 specific. Lineage: Eukaryota; Metazoa; Chordata; Actinopteri; Perciformes; Percidae. The transcript has 8 exons. Bases 1 to 1077 code for a protein of 358 amino acids. The record is from RefSeq and is a predicted model, not a curated record. Gene Ontology annotation, biological process: regulation of transcription by RNA polymerase II; regulation of DNA damage response, signal transduction by p53 class mediator. Gene Ontology annotation, molecular function: transcription regulator activity; histone H4K20 methyltransferase activity; protein binding. Gene Ontology annotation, cellular component: polytene chromosome; nucleus.
AUGGCUCCACGGAUCAGCCCCCUUAAGGAUGCCACUUACUAUGUUCUUUCGAAGUCUGACAAGACAUCCAAAUUAGAAGUGAAGUACAUCAAUGCAGUUAAAGGACGUGGUAUAUUUGCAAAAUCCUCUAUUUGCAAAGGAGAUUUUGUUGUAGAAUACAGGGGAGAUAUUAUAAAUGACGCAGAAUCCCGGGGAAGACGAAGACUUUACCACCCGUCAUGUGCUGCUUUUAUGUUUGUCUUUAAGUGGAAUGGGAAAACAUGGUGUGUUGAUGCUUCGAGAGAAGACGGGUCAUUUGGACGACUUGUCAACGAUGAGCAUAGACAUCCAAACUGUAGGAUGAAGAAAAUUGAAGUGAACGGAAACCCCCACCUUUGUUUAUUUGCACUCAACAACAUUAAAGAAGGAGAGGAAAUUACAUAUGACUAUGGGGGUGAAGACUGCCCAUGGAGAACACAGAUGAGAGACACAGUUCUGGAAGAUUUGGGGACUGAUGAAUCCAUAUCAGAGAGUGCAGAUCAGAACGUAAAGUUCAAGUCCAAUCCUUUACAGUCAGACAACAAGAUUGAGGACAACACUCAUGAACAGAUGAGAGACACAGUUCUGGAAGAUUUGGGGACUGAUGAAUCCAUAUCAGAGAGUGCAGAUCAGAACGUAAAGUUCAAGUCCAAUCCUUUACAGUCAGACAACAAGAUUGAGGACAACACUCAUGAACAGGUACAUUCAUCACUUCAGAUGUCUGAAUUGAAAAAUGACCAUCAUUUAAUUCUUACAAUGAGAGACACAGUUCUGGAAGAUUUGGGGACUGAUGAAUCCAUAUCAGAGAGUGCAGAUCAGAACGUAAAGUUCAAGUCCAAUCCUUUACAGUCAGACAACAAGAUUGAGGACAACACUCAUGAACAGAUGAGAGACACAGUUCUGGAAGAUUUGGGGACUGAUGAAUCCAUAUCAGAGAGUGCAGAUCAGAACAUGAGAGACACAGUUCUGGAAGAUUUGGGGACUGAUGAAUCCAUAUCAGAGAGUGCAGAUCAGAACGUAAAGUUCAAGUCCAAUCCUUUACAGUCAGACAACAAUUGA